UGCACGGAACCGUAUACAAAAAGGUGCAGCCGGUGCCGACACCUGGUGCAGCAGUGUCGCAGAUUUCUCGGCACCCGUUUCGGGGUGCAAAUGCAAUGCAUGAGCAGCGCCACCGCUAAAAUGUCAAUCGAAUGUUGAGGUGAAGUGCAAGCCUUUCGUCUGCUACGGUACGGGCAGUACGGGGCUAGUGAGGCUUAGGACGCACCGGCAAGCGGUUGUCAGUUGUGUCAGAUGUGUGUCCGAGGAUUUGCAUGUGAUUUGUUAACAUGGAGGAACUCCACAUCGCCAUAGAAUUGGUUGAAUCUGACAGUGAAGAUGAGGAACACGAUGCAGUGUUGUGUCAAAUUGGUGCCCAAUUGGUCCGCAGCGAUCGUAACCGCACACCUAGAUACUACGAGGAAGUUGUGGCCCGUUAUUUUGACUACGAAUUCAAGCACCUGUUUCGGCUGUCAAGAGAGACGUUCGAAACACUCGUGGGGCGCUUCAAGUCGUCGCCCUUUUUCCUAGGCCGCGGGGAGGACGCCCCCAAAUCCCAGCGGAGAAAACUUAAUGAAUCACCGGCAUCCUACCACAAUAGAAAAAAAUUUCCUUCAAUCAUCCUUAAAGAAAUCUGCGAUGCAAACAGCCGUUUCACUAACAUUUUUGUUGGUUACUCUGGCAGCGUACAACACGCACGUGUGUUGAGAGAGAACCCCUACUAUGGCACUGCAGAAUCUAAGUGCGCUGGCGAUUAUUUACUAGGGGACGCAGCAUACCCGCUCCUUCCAUGGCUAAUGCCUCCAUACAAGAACAACAGGGCCACGUUUGAGCGCUACAAGCGAAAGUUUAAUAAGAGGCUCAGCCAGCAACGCGUAGCUAUAGAACAUGCCUUUGGCAUUUUGAAGCAGCGCUUCAGGCGGUUAUAUCUUGUAGAUGCAGACAUCAUUGAUUAG
Messenger RNA from Rhipicephalus microplus (southern cattle tick), 932 nucleotides. RefSeq lists its product as uncharacterized. The record is from RefSeq and is a predicted model, not a curated record. NCBI's taxonomy places the organism in Eukaryota, Metazoa, Arthropoda, Arachnida, Ixodida, Ixodidae.